Messenger RNA from Branchiostoma belcheri (Belcher's lancelet), 860 nucleotides. RefSeq names its product 39S ribosomal protein L23, mitochondrial-like. Gene Ontology annotation, molecular function: structural constituent of ribosome. The transcript has 5 exons. Gene Ontology annotation, cellular component: mitochondrial large ribosomal subunit; ribosome. The record is from RefSeq and is a predicted model, not a curated record. The coding region runs from base 63 to 530 and encodes 155 amino acids. Gene Ontology annotation, biological process: mitochondrial translation. NCBI's taxonomy places the organism in Eukaryota, Metazoa, Chordata, Leptocardii, Amphioxiformes, Branchiostomatidae.
ACAUUAUUUGAUAAUUUUGUGAAGUCUCGCGAACUGCGAGAUUUGAUAGUGAAAGAGAAAAGAUGGCGACGUCCUUGGUGUUCAGACAGCUCCUGAAACACCAGUUACCAUGGCACCCAGAGAACCCCCGACUGAAGGUGCUGCUCACCCCCUUCUGUAUCAAGUUGGUACGGCCCGGCAAGCCCCAGCCUCCUGAUACCUUACAGUUCCGCAUACCUAUGGAGAUGGGGAGACAAGAACUGAAAAUCUACCUAGAAGAGCUGUACAACAUUCCUGUGGCAGACAUCCGUGUGAGAAUACAGAUGGGAAGGAGGAAAAGAAACUGGCAGAACAGAAUAUACUGGAAUUCUGAAGACCACAAAGUAGCUUAUGUUGUUAUGAGAGAUGGACAGACCUUUGAGUUUCCUGAUCUGUUUGCUCCGAAAGAAGAAAAGACGGAGAUAGAAAAGAUGGAGGAUGAAAUGUACGAGAAGGCAGCUGCGAAACAAAGAGAAGCAACCAGGAGAGGAGGAAUAAACAGCUGGUUUUGACUUUAGAAUUAGCCUUUAAUUUUGAAGUGCAUGUACAGUAGAAGCUGAUUUAGAGAUUUAGUCUAAAAAAAGCAUCUCCCUGCUGCCUUACCUCAUAACUAGUGUAUAUUUGGAGCCAGCAUAGAGAGGAUAAAAUAUGACUUAAUACUAUGUUUGAGCAACUUGUUUGACUGGGUAUUUGUAUACUUAGACAAAGAUUUAGUACAUACAUGUAGCACUCAAGCCUCUGUGCUAUGGCUAUUCUAAGAAACCUUUCAGUCUGAGAAUGCAAAAUGUGUAGAAUUUACAGAAAGAAGACAUUUUGUUCAAUAAAAAAAAUAUUGAUGCACA